This is a messenger RNA of Lepisosteus oculatus (spotted gar), 15257 nucleotides long. The record is from RefSeq and is a predicted model, not a curated record. NCBI's taxonomy places the organism in Eukaryota, Metazoa, Chordata, Actinopteri, Semionotiformes, Lepisosteidae.
AAGGCAGAACUCAGCACAAAUUUCGUUAUCACGGGGGAUCGCACCCCUACUGUCUUACACGGGCACAUGCUGCGCGCUCACAUCGUCGCAAAAAAAAAGUUAGCUAUAGUUGCACAUUAACAAUGCUCACACACCGUGACGGAAAAUCAAGAGACAACAUCGGGAUUUUACAAGAUAACUCUCGCGAAAAGAAUACUCAUAGUAAGCACACCACGUCAAUAUUUCCAAAUAGAGAUAAUACUCCUGUUCUUCAUGUAGAUGUCGCCCCCUGCGGCACCAUUCGCACAUUAAACCCCCAAUUCUUUGACAAUAAAGGCUCAAAUUUAUUGACAAAAGGUCUAUCCAAUGAUAGGGCGGAUUUCGAGAGCCCGGACUUGAUAGACGUGGGCAAGAGCCAAACAGAGACAGGUUUGUAGUUUGUCGGCCAAUCCCAAGUGCCUGCAGGGCCCGGUGGGCGGGCCUAAGCCCUAUCUGUGAGAGAAGGCCGAGCGCUGGCUGGAAAAGCGGAAAGAAAAUGGCGGCCGUGGCUGCGGAGCCUGGAGCUGCUGCGGCAUCAACGACAACAGCGGGGGACGGAGCGGAGCCCGAGCCGGAGAUAGUGCAGCCUGCCCUGGCGCAGGCCCCACUCGAGGCCGAGGCCAGCGAGGAGCGUGCCCCAGGGAUGAACCUGGCGCUCCUGCCCGAGGACGGGGAUGCCGCUCAGGAAUGCAGCCCGGUGACCGCCGAGGCACAGGGCAGGCCGGACCGAGAGGCCGCGGGGAAGGCGCUCGCUGCUCUUGCGGGAGGCGAACAAAAUGCAACGGGGAGGCUCGGGGAAGGCGAGGCAGGAGCCGCGACCGCCUCCACAGACCCCGAACCGGACCCGGAGAGCGCGGGGGACCCCAGCAGCGACGCGGAAAGCGGGGAGUCGGGGUCAGCCCCGAGCGUGGAGGCGGCGAACGAGGUCAGCAGCCACAGUUCCCACGCCUGUUCUCCUCCAGGUCCCAGCCCGGAUUCACCGCGGGCGCCCGGCUCGGACCCUGCAGCAGACGCGCAGCCUGAGCUGGCGAGCCCCCCGCGUGCUCCGGGGGAUUUCCACGGUACCGACGAGCACCUGCAGCACCGCCCCGAACCGGACCCGACCGAACCGACUGAGACUGGGGGCGAAACCCAAGCCCCCACAGAGCCACUGACGGGACCGCAGCCCGCCCUCGAAGGCGGCGCUGAAGUGGCGGGGUCCGAGUCCUGCUCCGGCGAUGCCCCGCCGUGUGCCGAUAACGCCGGGUGCGUCAAGAUGGACCCGGUUGCCGAGACCGAGGAGCCGCUCGGAACCGACGAGGGGCGAAAGCCACCGCAGGCGGCCGUUGUCGGCCACGAUCCGGUCCAGGCUCCGGCGUCGCCUGUGGCCGAUUCAGCUCCUCGGCUGCCUCCCGAUCCCACGGACCUGCGUGCGCCCGGUCAGCAGCGUGACGCGGAGCCCCCGGAAAGCGAGCCCGAGCCGAAGCCCACGGGGGCCGGGGGAGACUCGGUCCUGAUCCGGCCCGACUGCCUCGCGCACCUCAUCCCCGGCUCCGAGGUCCGGGUCUCGCUGGACCACAUCAUCGACGAUGCCCUGGUGGUUUCGUUCCGGCUCGGCGAGAAAAUAUUCUCCGGGGUUCUGAUGGACCUCUCCAAGAGGUUCGGACCCUAUGGAAUUCCGGUCACCGUGUUCCCCAAGAGGGAUUACCGGGAUAAACCCGAACCUAUGCAGCUAAAGACGGAACCAUUCCAGCCGGAGGCUCCGGACACACAGGACGGCCCCUCCCAGGAGCCCCCCGCCGCCCCCGCCGCGCCGCACCCCAGCCUGUGGACCUCAAAGCCCCCUCCCCUGUUCCAGGAGGGGGCCCCUUACCCCCCGCCUUUGUUUAUCAGGGACACGUACAACCAGCCGAUACCUCAGCCCCCGCCCCGCAAGAUCAAGCGGCCGAAGCGCAAGCUGUACCGCGAGGAGCCCACGUCCAUCAUGAACGCCAUCAAGCUGCGGCCGCGCCAGGUCCUGUGCGACAAGUGCAAGGGCGCCGUGGCGGGCGAGAAGCGGGAGGCGCGCCGGGGCCCCGGGGCCGGGGGGGGCGGCGGCGGCGCGGGGAACGCCGCCCCCCUGCCGCCCCGGAUCCGCCUCAAGCCCCAAAGGUACCGUAACGAAGAGAACGACUCUUCCUCUUGUAAGCCGGCCCUGGAGAGAGUGCAGGGCGGCGGCUGUAGAGGGGCGCCCAAGGCGGCCCAGCCGGUCCCCCGCUGCCCCUCCACUCGCUCCUCCUCCUCCCUCGUCCCGGCGGGCGAGGCCGGCGCCUCCUCCGAAAGCCAGGGCCCGGCCCGGGGGCCCGAGCCCCAGCCCAGAACGGACCCCCGGCCCCAGUCCGAGCCCGAGCCCCUGCCCCUGCCCCAUCCCGAGCCGGCCGAGGAGAACAAGGACACGGUGGCUCCCGAGGAGCGGGGGGGGGACAGGCGCGAGAGGCGGGGGGGCAAGGCGGCCGACCUCCCGGCCUUCGUGGCGCUGACCCCGGGCAAGCCGGACUCGUCCGACGCGUCCGUGUGCAGCGUCGACAGCGCCGACGACCUUAAGUCCUCCAACUCGGAGUGCAGCUCCACCGAAACCUUUGACUUCCCCCCGCCUGGGGCGUUCCACGCCCCCUCCGCGCCCAGCACCUCCUCCACCGCCCCCAACACCACCUCCUCCUCCUCCUCCUCCUCCUCCUCCACUUGCUCCUCCUCUUCGGCCUCCAAGGAGGACAAAAAGCUCAGCAAUUCCCUGAAAGCGACGGUCUUUUCCAAAAACGUCUCGAAGUGCGUGACCCCGGACGGCAGGACCAUAUGCGUAGGGGACAUCGUCUGGGCCAAAAUUUACGGCUUCCCCUGGUGGCCGGCGCGCAUCCUGGCCAUAACCGUGAGCCGCAAAGAUAACGGGCUCCUGGUGCGGCAGGAGGCCCGGAUUUCCUGGUUCGGGUCGCCCACCACCUCUUUCCUGGCACUUUCUCAGCUCUCCCCCUUCCUCGAAAACUUCCAGUCGCGCUUUAACAAGAAGAGGAAGGGGCUGUACCGUAAAGCCAUCACCGAGGCGGCCAAGGCUGCCAAACAGCUCACCCCCGAGGUGCGGGCCCUGCUGACGCAGUUCGAGACGUGAGCGGGCCGGGGGGCGGGGCGGGGGGGGAGGCGCGGGCUCGGAAAGGUAGGCAAAAAGCACAUGCUCUCCCCCCGACGAGUGCCAGCCCCUCUGCAGCCCCCCUCGUCUUUUGUUUUUAGUUUUAUUUCCCCCCACCACCACCACAGUGGUGGGGGUUCUGAGAGUCGGGGGCGACGAGAGAGUUGGGGGGUGGAGGAUACAGCAAUGAUCUCCAGAUGGUCAGGUGGAUGGGCGGGGCACCCCAGUUGUGUUAUCCGUUCCCCCCCCACCCCCCCCCCAUUUUGAGACGUGGUGCUAAAAAAAAAAAAAGCCCGACACUACAGCUUUCUCGGAGCAAGUCGGCCCCUUGCCCCAGCCACUGGCCCGGCUCGGACUUACAGUAAAGGCGCUGGCCGACCACGCCUCUCUCAGGUCUGUGAGUCCACCCGCUGGCGACUCUCGGGGGUGCGACAGGACGAGUUCCGAGUUCCCGAUGGGGGAAACAGAUGUUCCCGGAAGCAUAGGUCCUAGAGGAGGCCCGACUGAUCUGCGGGGUGGGCGUGUCAGGCAGUGGGUUUCAGAUUGUGAGUUUUUCCUCUCCUGAAAGCUUCUUCUGUACGGGUUCCCUCUCCCUGAAUUGGCGGUGCGGAGCUGGUCUGUCUGCAGGGAGGUGCGUAGGAGCCCCAGUGUGUCUAAAGUAAGGCUCUGCUCUGAUGGCCGAGAGCAGGGAGAAGGACUGGAACCCUUUCAAUACCGUUGGGAGUUUUUAAAGAGACUUUAAGUCCCGGAUAUGGUGCAGCAGGGUGCUCAGAUUUUCUUUAUCACCUGAUAGUGUGACGUUCAGCACCGGUUUAUCCAGGAUGAUUGCGUCAUUGCCCAGGACUUUUCAAGAGCUGUGCGCAUUUCAAAGCUUGCAUCAGACAGAAUUUCCCAUUAAACACCGGUUACGAUUUCUUUGGGGGGUCUUAUCCGUGUCACAGGUGCAUUAAUUUUAGGGGAGGGAGAUACACUGGGGAGUAGGGGGGUAGCUAUCUAUCACUCUCUUGUUCUUAGAAUGACUAUUUUAAUUCUUUUUUGAAUUUCCUAUUUUUCGGUAUGUAUCUGCCGACCAGAAAUUGUACACUACACAGGCCCGUAGAGCAGACAGACCCCCUUUUAUCUUUUGGGGAGCGCUGGUGUACUUGACCGUCACCAGAGGCCUGCCCGACAGCUCCUGCGUAGCUGUGGAGUGCCGGCCUUUAAAGACCACUUUAAACCGUCAGUCCGGUGCAUUAACAAACACUAAUUAAGCAGAUCAAUCAGCCCAUUUACGUCAUGCAUGCUCCUGCGUCAAUGAAGGGCCACCUCCUUUCUCAUUUCCUACCCCAGUUUCUGAAGCACCUGCUUCGGUUUCAACCAGGGGGCUUCUGCGGUAUGGGUAGAUUUUGGGCUGAAUCCCCCCCUAAGCUCCUCCCUGGUCUGUUUGAACCCCUGGGAGAAUAGCAGAUGCAAGGUCUGUGCGAGCUGGGGGGAGAGGGUACCCCCUCAUUCCCUUGAUUUUGUAUCGCUGACCAGUAGAUGGCACUUUUUAGGGUAGAGCAUGACAUGGGGGAGAAAAAGUUUGAAUCAAAGGUCAGCAGUUGAGGACACUGGACGCCCAGUGAUAGGACCCAGCGGUGUAAUGUCAGGAUGACCAGAGUGCUGCUCGGAUUUGUGAAUUUCUACAGUGAUCCUUGCACACAGUGGCAGCUUGGUUUUUUUGUUACAGAAGGUUGGGUGACCAGAUGUUUUGUGUAUUUAGGGAAGUGAUUGAAUGGGAAGGCUUACACUAACAAGUUAGUGGAGUGGACACACAAAGAACAUGUUUUAUGCGUCUUCUCUGACAAAUUGGGAUGUGCUUUUGAGGCCUUGUGUUUCUUUAAAGGUCACUCUUCUUUAGAGGGGGUGUUUACCCCCAACAGGACAGUAAAAGAUAUUAAAACACUAGAUUCUGGGACAAAAUCAUCCGUUUUCCCCUCAGUUUGUUUUCUCACAAAAACAGUUUUUCAGGCUAAUUGUAGAGCGUAUACUUUUGGUCUUGGCAAAUGCGUUAUUAUAUGUAACCUGACUUGCAAUUUGUAUGCGCUUAGAAUAAUUGUAAUGCUCCCUUUGAAAAUGUACUGCAGGGAAUGAUUGGCUCCUCUCAAAACCUUUUUUUAGUGUGUCUGUUAACCUUGAAGAGCUUGUCCCGAGGAGAGGAAAGGGAAAUGCAUUUAAAACCGAGAACAGUAGACACUCCGUUACCCAAAGAGUGGUGGGUGUAUGGAACACGCUGCCCAGCCAUGUUGUUGAAGCCUUAACCCUGGCUUCUUUCAAGAAGCAGCUGGAGGACUGAACAGCUAAUGACCACGUGGGUUAGGUGGGCAGGUGGCCUCCUCGUCUCAUAACCCCUCUUCUGUUUUUAAGUGACGGCUGACUGCAGACCAAGCAGCGCUGUGUUCAGCUGUGUUCAGCUGUGUUCAGCUGUGUUCAGCUGUGUUUGCUAGAAAAGUGAAGAGCAGUGUGGAUGCGGGUCACAGGGUAGCUGUCCUGAACCAGAAUUAGAAGGGAACAGGGGCUACAUGCCCUCGAGACCUGAAACUGGGACCUUGGACCUAGUGAAGAUGAGGACUGAGCAGAGACCUAGUCACAUUACAGCAGCAUUUUUGCUAGCGGUUGCAGACAGGGGUGCAGGAGGUCCCGUUUGUUAUGAAGUGAGAUUCGCUUGUCUUUGUCAAGUCCCCUCCGUUCAAGCGGUGUUGCGCCUUGGUGUCUCUCGUUGCGAAGCUCCUGAAUGAUCGUGCUUUCGGUUUGCCCUCCUGGCGUGUGUCUUUAAACUCCACGUGCUGGCUGGUUCCAAGUCCCGCAGCCCAGUGGUGCCCAGCUGUGGUCCCGGAGAGCCGCUGUCCAUCCAGUUGUGUGCGUCAGCCAUAGGUCAGCCAUUUUUACACACACCUGGGGCGCUUUCUAAGAAGGUGAGCUCUAAGAGAUGGUUUCAAACGAAGAUAUUGACACCCCAUAGCUCUCUGGGACCGCAGUUGGCCUUUCCUGACAUAAUUGAGCCAAAUCAAGUGAUGGAGACUCGCUUGUGUCCCCCGUCUUUCUGAGUUGAUGUUUCACGUGCGGUCUGGAAGAGCUGCUGGUCUGUGGCUCUGCAGGACCAGGGUGACUUCUGUUCCUCAGCUUCCAGAGGACGUAGCUGAAGUAGCAUUCAGUCCGUUUGCAUAUAAGUAGAGUUUCUCUGUAUAAUUAAUUCAUUUAGGGUUAAAACAUUAUUUAACCGCUGUCUGUAAACAGCUUAAUGGAGCAAUAUCUUAACUAAGGUGUAAAAGUAGUAUCCAAAGGAAAAUCAGGGCAGGGCAUCCAAAAAUGUUACAUUGAUUGGUGAAAAUAAUUGGAUUAGUUAUCAGUGUAGAUAAUUUUUCUCAAGUAGUGGUUAGCAUUUCACCCUGGGUUCAAUUCCAGGAAUACUAUACGUGAGGAGUUUGCAUGUCCUCCCUAUGCUGGCGUGGGAUUCCUUCUGGUGCUCCCGUUUCCUCCUACUGUCCGUGACAUACUGGUAGAUUAACUGGCUCCUGGGGGAAAAAUAGGUCCUGGUCGGUGUCUUUCUGUGCCCUGUGAUGGAUUGGCAUCAUCCGGGAUGUAUCCUGCCUUGCAUGCCGUUGCUGGGUUAAGCUCCGGCUCCCCUGUGACCCUGCACUGGAUAAAACGGUUAGCGGAUGGAUAGAUGGGUGUUUUUUUCGUGCCUCAGUUCCAGAGCUCUUUCCGGAUCCCUCGUAGGGACCGCAAUUCUGCGACCGUUGGGGGCCACCUUCUAGCUUUUAUAAAAAAUGAGAGCCUUAAUGAAAAGAUGCUUGUCGGGUUAGUUAAGAGAGUGCCCACAUGCUUCAUCAAGUACAGAUUGACCGUCUCCACAUCAAGCAAAGCUUCUGCUCUGUUGUGAUCUUGAUUGAGCCACUACAGCUAGACCCUCACAAGUGGUUCCAUAGAUCCAGAUUAUAUUGAGAAUUAUUUUAAGUAGGCUGGAUCGCUACUGUAGUUAACACAUAGACCAGGCCUACUCUAAAUCGAAUUAAAAAUUGGUGUGAUUAGGAAUAAGUAUGCAUGAUGUAGUUACUGAUGAAGGGAGUCUCUGAUACAGGUAGUUGAGGGACAGUUUAGAGAAUAAGAUGACCUGCAGAACAGUUACAGGUGACAGGCCUGUCAUCUGGCCUGUUUGGCUGCUAAGAGCUGUUUGGUCCAAGGAUCUUAUCCAGCUGUUUCCUGAAAGAAGCCAGGGUAUCGGCUUCAACACCAUGGCUGGGCGGCUUGUUCCACGUUCGCACCACCUAAGAUUUAAACUCUAGACUGCUUGAUCCGGAGUCCAGAGCGCCAAAUAAUACAGCCACAGAGUCACUCUGUGGCCUGAGGUGCAGAAUGUGCGAGGGAUUGAACUAGGAGAGGAGAGAAGCAGGGGCUAGCUUAUGACUGGUGCUUCAGUAAGGCUGCAGUUUGGCAGUCUGAACGCCUGUCCACAAAACACGUGUCCAAAUGCCCUAAGCUGGCUCCUCUGACUCCCAGUGAUUGGAUUAGACAGCAGCAUAAAAAAAUCCUUCAGUUAUAUCCUAGAGCGUUUGCUCAGCCAGCCAGGAAAAAAACGAAGACUCAGAUUUUCCACGUGAGAUGGGCUCUCAUGUUGUUUGCAGUGUGUCCUACAUUAUGGUUAUUUAAUAAUGGCAGGUAGAGCGCAGAACUCCUUGUCUUGCAGAAAAUUGACUGUUGAUGCUUCUUGAAAGGAGUUUUUUGUAUCUCAGUAUUUUAAGAAUUUGUGGUGUUUGUAGAGGAGGUAGCUGACAUUUACUGCUGUUCCAGGUAUCAGGUAAGCUGGAUGCCGUUAGAACAAACUGCCCAGAUUCUGGGACAGGGCCGUAAUUAGCAUAAAUGCGGCAAUCGGUGUUACUUAGGGGAGUCAUUGAAACUAACUGCAACAUGCUGCUGCCAGAACGAUAGCUCUGUUUUUUUGACUCAUCCAUAAUGAGAAGGCUGGAGGUUAGAGAAGCAGUGGUGAGGGUGGGUUGCCGAAGGUUUGUGCUGCGGUGGUGAAAAGGGGGAUCAGUAGUAGUGUGGCACUGACGUCCCCGCUCACCAGUGCGAUCUGCCCAGAUAGCUCAGCCCUUAAGCCAGAGUCACCUCGGGCCCCCUUCAGCUUUCCUCUGAUCCCUGAAGAGGAUAAAUGAGUGGGGAAGGUCAGGCUUGACCUGCACAUCCGGCUUGAGUGCUUUGUGAGCCCUGAGCUCUCCCUCCCUCUCUCUGUCAGCCUCAUAACAUGCUGUUUCCCCUCCUCUGCACUUCCACAGAGGGAGAGCAGCUGUCUCUUGGAGUGGUUAUGUCAUGCGUGUGACAUGACAUCCUGGGGUAGUUACGCCAUGCGUGUGACCAAAUGUCCUGGCCAUACCUGAGUCAUCUGCGUUUUUACCUCCCUGAUGAAGGUGUGGCCCCCCCGAAUUAAGGAGAAUGCAUUACGGGCUCAAAAGCAAAGUGAAAUCUCUGCGACAUGGUGCGAAAACAGGGCACUCUUCUCUAAACCAUGAGCCUCCGUUGGUUUGGGGCCUCAGAACUGCUGCUGUGCCGUGUUCUGUCUGGCACCAAGAUCCCUAAAAGUAAUUUAUUUUUUAAACAACCGUAUCUUGUCAACAAAAAUCAGGAGUGGUUCUUUUCACUCUUUAUAUUUCCUUUCUUUUCAUUGCUGCAAUAUUUCAUGGUGCAAUUAACGCCGUCCAAGGCAAACCACACUACGAUUGUUGAUGCUUCUUUCUUCCCGGAGAAUCGGGCUGCGUGUUGAAUGGAACGUCAGUUUUGCUGCUGGAGUGAUUUUUCUGAUCAUAUUUAUCGCAUCCCACGUUUCUUGCAGCACCUACAAACCUGUUGACAUCUCAGAUUGAACAGUAGGGUGUUGAAAGAACUACUCUCAAUUUCUCUGCCUUUCACUACUAUCGUUAAUUGUUCAUUAUCACAUUCGUUUUCUUAGUUCUCUUUUCUUGCUCACAGGGGUGUGUUCUUGCUUGAGUGUGUUGGAUUCGGAGAGGGGAGGGGCCCUAUUGCAGCUGUUAAGGGAGAGGUAGCCGUAACGCUCCCUAGCGCGGUGCACAGCACGUCAUGAUCCGAGCAUUGAACGUCUUCCCCAGCCUGCACCUCUGAACGAGAGCAGGUGUGAUGAGGCAGCCUAAGCUGGAACUGUCGGGGACAGUGUCUGCUGUCAAGGGUGAAUGUGUCACUUUUGUGCAACAGAGGGCUUUUGUCAGAAGCUGAGCUUGGUAGAACACAGUGCACAUUUAAAAUUGAUUUUAAUUUUCACACAUGCUGGAGUUAAUUUUGAGUACCGAUUUUUUUUCCUGUUUUUACAAAUCUAUGGAGGGGAGGGAACGUUACACCCUGUUUUCUGUAGUCUUCUGAAAGUAAUUUAUUUACCUUUAGUUGUCCGUUAGGGGUAUUGAAAUAGGAGUCCCUGUUGAUUAUUUCAGUACUGCUUUGGAGUAGCCAGUUAGAAUCAGAGCUUUUUUUAGUGCACUCGGGAUGUGGGGGGUUCUGUAUGUUCCUGUUAAUCUCCAAGCAUCAGCUUUCUCAGCCUGUCCUCUGACCACUCCGGCAUCGGUGCUAAUUCAAGAUCAGAGUCCGCCGCGCUGACGUGCAGGACAGUUCUGCAGGGCUCUGGCUGCAGGUGGUCUCGUUGGUCCUGGAUGAGAAGGUUUUCGGUCUCUUCAGGCCAGAUCGACUGCCAGAUCGAUGAAGUGCCCUGGGGUGUUGGCCGGAAACAAGCUACGAGUGUCGCUCCCUCAAAAUGCGUUCCCCUCCCACCUAGAUGUUGUGUAUCUGCAACAAUCUUCCACUUCCCUGGUAGGUCCUGUGAGGCUGUGUGCAAGCCAUCCUCAUUUAAACUCUCCUGCUGUGUGAAAGCAAUCCAGUGUUCUCUCUGAAGGAACAACAGGCACUUGAUAAGUGACAUGGCUGCAAGGUGACGUGCUGAGAUUAUUUUUGUCUUUAGCAGAAUGACAACUAUCUAAUCAUGUUUUCACAGCGGGGGUGGGGGUGGCGGGGUUAGGCAGGUAUCAUUCAUCUGUUAAGACUGCAGGCAUCCAUUUACUGUAUAUCCUCUGCAGAUGAAAGCAAAGAAAUGACCUUGGCGAAUCCUUUGGAAACAUAAAAAAAACAGCUAGUUCCUAAACUCUUCCUAAGGUGUUCUUGUGAUAUUUUUCGUCUUUUGAACAACUAAAAGCAAUGCAGAGCUUGUGUCCUCAAGACCCCAGCCUCCCCCAGCCUGCUCUAGGACUGGUUAACAAAGCUGUCUGCUGCCCCUGUGGUUCACCCCCUCCUCCUUAAAGAGACUCUCGCCAUGGCCCACUGGAGUGGACAUCUUGCUGGUAGAAACACACUGAGUGACUGUCAACCCCAGUGAGAAUCAAUUCUAUUUAUAAUGGUGGUUGGCUUUGUAUUUUUUAUGUUCCCUUCCUUAUCUGUUUGCAGAUCAGAGAAUGCUGUAUAUUGAACAAGGAAAAAAAAAAAGUUAAGACAUUAUUUGUGUAAAUGUUUUCUGAUGUACAAAGAUUAUGUAAAUAAAAUGUUAACUACAAGGAAUCUGACCUAGUUGUCAUUUUUUUCCUCCCCCUCUUCCUCUGCCCCUGUAUUCCCUCAACUGUUUUGGUCUCUUUUUAAGAAAAAGAAGAAGGAAUAAAUGAACAAAGCUCCAUUUACUUAGGUAAUGGUCGUUAGUCCAGUUGGGCGUCCCGGACACUUAUCCUGUGUUGAUCUGAAGCAUAUAGAAGGCUCUGCCUUCGUUGCAGCCGAUCCAUGCCUUUUAACAUUGGGCGAACGGUUCUAAAAUCGCUCCCAGUCGGGAGUUUGGAUGAGGCGUGACACCUUUUCAGACAUAGCAAACUGAGAGGAGAAAGUUGAGGCUUCCUGCUUGCCCUGGGGAAGGUCGAUUGCUCGGAAAGCGUAGCUGCAUCUGAGGAGGCGUGGAGACGCAGGCUUUGCUCUUCACUAGAUGCAUGGAGGGUUACUGGAUGAGAGGGUCGUUUGGUGGUUUUGAAUUCUUGGCACAGUUUAUUCUCUCACCUGCAAACAGAAUUUCUUCUCCCUUUUUUUUUUUUUUUUUAAAAGGCCUCCCUGUUCGAACAUUGGCCUCGGUGUGAUUCUGGAGUAAGAUUUUCACAUUGUUCUGGACUUAAUCUUCGGGUGCGGAGCACGAGCAGGGUGUGCAGCCGAGUCGCAGUAGACAGUGGCUUUGUUCCCUUCUUCAUUCUUUUUCUACUGCACGUAGAAACCUGGCGCCAAAAAUAUCUCAAGCAAAUCAGCCCUGGUACCUUGAAGUUUGUGUCACUAGAGGAUGUUGAACCAAAGGGAGUUUUCUACCUUGAUGCAGGGUGAGUUUUUUUUUUCCACAGUGAGGUUUGAGGACACUCUGAUGGAAGAAGACUAGUCUAGAACUGUUCAGCUUUUGGAGCGUAAUCAGUGCUGUCGGUUUGGAACUCAAGUGGCCUCUGCUGAGGACCCUUUUUUAAAGCCACCCCUUUUUUAAAUUGACAUUGAAGCAUGGAAACCCAGAGGAUUUCCAAUGGCAGGAGAUAUAGGUCCUGUGUUUCUGCACUGGCAAAAGUGCAUUGAACUGUAGACCCCUCUGGGAAUGGCUAGUUGCUCAGAGUUUGAAAUGGGAGCUGGGGUGGCACUACGACAUCGUGAUCCCCGUAACACUAGAAGGGAUCAGUUCUUGACUGGGUCACAUUGUAAGGCAAUGUGUCGCUAGGCAACUGACAGUGGCCACCUGUUGCUAGCUAGCUGUGUAGCUGUGUCACUGGCGGACUGUGACACCGGCUGAUUGUGGUGCUAGCCGACUGUGACUGGCCAAGUGCGACAUUGGCCGACUGUGUUAGCUGAGGGACCGUUAGCUGACUGUGACACUGACCACCUGUUUGUAAAGCAACUGUGAUACCGGCCAGCUGUGGCACUAGCUGACAGUGCUGCUAGCCGACUGUAAUACUGGCCAACUGUGACCGACUGCGACCAGGAUCCUCCAAGCAGUGGGGCAUGUCCUGGGGCCGGACUCGCCCUCUUCCCUCCCCCGUGGCUUCCCAAGGGCUUGCGGACUCCAUAAGGGAUGCUGCUGUCUUCCAGUCAUGACGUGUCAAAGGGUCUGGGAAGUCAUGGCAUUUCAAAGGCGCCGCGACACUGAAGGGCUGCUGAUUGGUCCGCGCCGUCCACGCGAGCACUGCCAUUGGUGGGGAGCCAGCGGCGGGGAGGGGGGUCGCCGCGGGGGACGGUCCAGGAUCCCGGAGCACGCACCUUAUCUUCGCAUCAGAAGCCAAACGGACCCCGCUCCCCCCCCCCUCCCCCCUGAAUUCCCCUCAUCUGGACCCGUCGGUGUGGGACAGGUGAAAGACAGACCUCACAGGUCAAAGGUCAGGAGCGCAGCGAGUGCUGGGAGACGGCCGAGUGGCGUAAGGGGCUCAGGACUCGCGAUGUUCACUUCCUGGAUAAUUUUACUGCAUCCGCCCCUCCCGGUGACUGUCCCAGUGACGGACGCAGACAGCAAAGAGACGAUGUUUUAUUACGGAACAACUUGGCAAUAAAACGAAGGACCGUGAGCGAGUGUGGUGGGGGAGGGAAUCUUUCGAUCGAGACGGCCAGACGGGGACAGAGGCCUUUCACGUGUCCCAAGACCCGUCCCGUCGCGCACUAGCCCACCAUUCCCCUGCAGGGGGCGCUGUCUCUGCUCUGCUAGAAGGGAAAGAGAAUUAUGCUCACGUCAACGAAGCACAGGGCUGACUUCCGCUGUUGCCGCGUUUAUGGGUUUGUUUUGCCUGUCUUAAUUGCACAUGUUUCAAAGUAUAUAUAUAUAGCGGGGGUCAUCGGUCAGAAAGUAAAAGCAGUAAAGUUGCAAGGUUAUUUCCAUUUGCUUUCCUGAUGUGCGCGCACACUGGCAUGUAUAUAUCUGUAAAGCGCCCUGCUCAAGUCUGCUUGUGCACCAGGACUCGAGUUCCUGUGCAGCUGUGAGUGUGUGUGUGUGCACGUCGCCAGGUCUGUCGCAUAGGUCGACGGUACGAGUGUCCCCGGUCGCAGCCGCUCCCGGUUCGGAACAGAACGGAACCCGGGGGCGGACAGGAGGGCGAGUGUCGCAGAUCGUACCGAAUAACCAAAAACAGAGCCUAUCUCCAGUCGGACAGGCUGGAGGUGAAGAAGUUGGGCCGAGGGGUGGGAGGUGGUGCCUUGACGUUUUUUGUUUUCUUAGAAAAAGAACCUAAUCGAAAAAAUAAUUUAUAAUCACGGACUUCAGCUGAUCGUGUUGCUUUCACGCCUCAGUACACCGCCGCUUCGUUUUUUUUUAAAUAAUGUUGUUGGAACUUCAUUAGCAAGAUGAUGUGGCUGAAAAUUGUCUAUGCAACUGUUUCAUUUGGUGACGUACAAUGGGCUUCAGUUGUUGUUAUUAUUUAAUUGUUGUGUUAAACACACGCACUAGGAUGGAUGAACCUCCCGAAUGGUCCAAAGACUCCGGUAGCAGUGUCGUCUGAUGUGUUCUGCUCUUGUUAAAACAUUGUUGAAGAGGUGUAUUCCUGUUGAUGACUUUGAUACAAAUCAAACUGAGAGGAGGCGUUCAGUGGUCUCUGCAUUUAAGGCGAGCCCUCACUUGUGAUGUGACACUUCGCCACAGGUACAAGGAGAAAUGAGAGUUGUGCUUUUUUUUUUAAACAAAACAGAAAAAUCAUCCUGCCUAACCCAUCAGAACAGCUCAACACCCCAACCACUUUUUAUAGAAUCCACUUUAUAAACUUUCCCAGUUCUGGGAACAGCUGUGCACUCUUUUCCAAUGUCUUGCAAAAGGCGAGGACUUGAAGUAUACUGUUAAAUCGAAAAGUUAUUAUCUCGACAGCUGUAUUCAUACCUCCAGCAGUUUUAUCUCAUCUCCACAGUGAUUUGAAUGGUUUUUCAGGGCUCAGGAAUGGACUUUAAUUGUCCUUCAGCCCCAAAUCCCAUUGUGUGAGCCUGAGGUGAGAAAAUCAACAGUUACAAGUGCUUUCUCCAUGUCAAAACAGUAGUUUUUUUAUGUUGCAAUCACUGACACUUUAUUGGCAGUGGGUUGGUUUAAAAGACCUUUCACAUUGCUGUGGAAAACCUGGGUUAUCAAACUGUUCAUCAACUUCUCCUUCCCUCAGUCAGCUGUGUAGCGGGGCUAUGGGCACAGACUGGUAUCCCCCAGAAGUGGGUCUGCACAUCCAUGGGGUGACAUGGCUUCCUUUCUGUUUGCAAAGCAUGCUGGGCUUCUGUGGGAUGAAAAGAGCUCUGCGCCUGAAGGCAUAAUUGGUAAUUGUAGAUUUGAACUGCUUGGCAGCACUGCUAGCCCUGCAGCUUCAGGGGUCAAGUCUGGGUGGGGGGUGCCUGUCUGGGUGGAGUUUGCAUGGUCUCGCUGUGCAGUCCUGGUGGUAGGUAGUUGUCCUCAGGACUCCAGUCCUGUCUAUAGGAACAGAACCAGCCCACCAGCCUCGGCUGUAUCCUUCCCGAUGUUCACAAACAGGCACUGUGAUAUAACAGCAACACACUCGCAUAUUUACCCCCCCCCACAGCUGAACCUUUGCCCCAUAAUAAUCUGUAGGAUAUGCUUAUUGAGGCAUAACUGCAGUGUCUUUAAAUUCAGGUAUCAUUCUGAAGACACCUUUUGACAUGCAGUUGAGACGCAAAUAGAACUUUCCUAGUUCAAUUGGUUCACCUUGAUUCCACUGGGAUAUUUUUUGUAAGUAUACUGAUGAAAAAAAUAGCAGUGUUUUCUAAACUGUGCUACAGCCUCUCCUGGUUUUCUAUGUGUGUUUUUUUUAAUUUUUGUUAAAGUGUAAAAUCGAAGGUUUGUGUCAGGGAAAUUUUUUAGAGUAAAAUUGACAGUACUGUAUUGCUUUGGGGCUUUUUUUGUUUUGGGCUUUUGAGUUUGCUUAAUAUUUAAGCUGCAAAUCGACCCCACUGUUUCAUUAGAUUCGUCUCCUUUAUUUUGUGAGCUUGCAAUGAAAACAAAAAAAAUCAAAAACUGCUGCGUGAGUCAUGUUUAAAGCUUCAUCCAGACUGUGUUUGAUGAAUCUUCUCUCUCAAUUACUUAAAUAAAGAGGAUUCUUUGUUUUUGUUGAUA